AUGUCUGCGGAAAUCUCGACGCCCAACGCUGCUCCCAAGCCCUCAUCCCUACACAUCGAGGACAACCAAGACGAUGGCAAGAUCAGCAACAUUCAACACGGCGAUACAGCACUGGCAUUGUUUGCCACGGGCGAUGAACUGCGAUCAGUCGACGCAGCCGAACUCAAGCGGCUGGAGAGGAAGAUAGACUGGGCAAUCCUGCCUUGUCUGUCCGUCUGCUAUGCCUUCUACUAUGAAGAUCUACACCUGUCCGGCCAGCAAUACUCCUGGCUUUCGUCAGUGUUUUACUUCGGCUUCCUCGUCUGGGCCAUCCCUACCAACUUUCUUCUCCAGAAGUUCCCCGUGGCCAAAUAUCUCGGCGUGAACAUCAUACUAUGGGGCGUCUUCCUCAUGCUACAGGCUGCGGCGAAGAACUUCACACAGCUUGUUGUGCUGCGAGUCAUCUCGGGGGCUGCGGAGGCAUGCAGUGAUCCUGCCUUCAUGUUGAUCACGAGCAUGUUCUACACGAGACGCCAGCAGCCCAUCCGCAUCGGGCUGUGGUACACUGCCAACGGACUCGGCAUUGCCCUCGGAGGAUUGCUGGGGUAUGGCAUCGGGCACAUCCAGGGGGCUCUGUCCUCGUGGAAGUACGAGUUCCUCAUCAUCGGUGCGUUAUGCACCGCCUGGGGCAUCGUCAUCUUGAUCCUGCUGCCCGACUCCCCAGUGACGGCGCGCAAUUUCUCCCCACGGGAAAGACGGUUGGCGGUGGAGAGGCUCCGCGACAACCAGACAGGCGUGGAGAACAAGAUCCUCAAGCCGGCGCAAGUCCUAGAGGCGCUGCUCGACUGGAAAGUGUGGGCGUUCCUGCUGCUGGGGCUCUCUGGCAACAUCCCCAAUGGCGGAAUCUCCAAUUUCGGGACCUUGAUCAUUUCCGGAUUCGGCUUUUCGACCUUGGUGACGACCUUGAUGCAAGUUCCCUACGGCGUGUUUAUAGCCCUCAUGAUCCUCCUCAGCGUGUACACCAACGAUCGCCUGCCGCCCAACAACCGCUGCAUCGUGACCAUCCUUUUCCUCCUCCCCAAUGUUGCAGGUGCAUUCGGACUCUGCUUCCUUGCUGAAGAUAACCGCGUCGGUCGGUUGAUCUGCUACUACUUAACCGGGUCGUACAACGCCUCCUUCGUUCUCAUUCUUUCCAUCCUGACCGCCAACAUUGCCGGUCACACGAAGAAGGUCGUCACCAACGCGAUGAUCUUUCUCGGAGUGUGUGCGGGAAACAUCGCCGGUCCGUUCUUCUACAAGUCAGACCAAGCACCACGGUACCAGCUGGGGAUCUGGUCGAUGAUCGUGUCCAACCUGAUUGAGAUUGCGCUGGUGGUGAUUUUGCGGAUCAUGCUGGCGUGGGAAAAUCGGCGACGGGAUGCAGCGCAGCAGCACGGAGACCCCACGGCAUGGGACCGCGACCAGACGGCUUUCAGUGACCUCACGGAUAAGCAGAACUUGAAUUUCCGGUACGUGUACUGAGAGUGCCAGAAAGCGGGGUGAGGGGAAAGUGCAUGUGCGG
Molecule: messenger RNA, 1540 nt
Organism: Aspergillus fijiensis CBS 313.89
Lineage: Eukaryota; Fungi; Ascomycota; Eurotiomycetes; Eurotiales; Aspergillaceae
Product: MFS allantoate transporter
Exons: 5
Coding region: 1-1500 (499 amino acids)
Biological process (GO): transmembrane transport
Cellular component (GO): membrane
Molecular function (GO): transmembrane transporter activity
Source: RefSeq, a predicted model, not a curated record